CAAAAAAACUGUUGCUGCACAAAAGUUCACCAUCAGCACCAGCACCAACACCACUUUCUAGCCACCUCACGCCACCCCAGAAAGGACCCAAAGCUUGUACUUUUGAAUCGCAGGUAUAAUUCAGCCGACGAAGAUUGACCUCUCAAUUCAAAUCAUCAUGGCGGACAGUACUCUGGAGGUAUGUCCUUGACUCCCCGCCUUGACUUUUCCGCAGUGGAUCGCAUGUACUAAGAUCCCAUAGGAACGACUACGGGAACACGCAGAGUCCUUUGAUGGGUUAUUGUCGCUCAUUCCAGCAAAACAUUACUAUGGUGAAGACAAUAGUGUACGUUGAAUUCAGGUCCCAGUCCAGGUAACAUGUUAGCUUACGGACCCCGCGCAGGAUCAAUGGAAGAAGAAGAAACAGACCAAACAACAGGCUGCUGCUGCCAGACGAGCGAAACUAGAUCCCGACUCCGACAAGCUCAAGAGCGCAAAGGAUAUCAUGGACGAAGGACUGCGAAAAAGGAAGCUCGCUGAAGCAGAGCUUGAGGCUGACGACGAAUCUGAGAUGGAGGGCGUAGAGAAGGAACAACCAAAACAAGGCCUGAUGGUUGCCCAGGAGAAGAAACAAAAGAAGCAGAAGAUCUCCACCGAUCUAGAGAGCAAAGACGACAUAAGCUCAGCUGAGGCAAAAUUUGCUGCCGCCGCCGAAAAACAGGAAAAGCAGCGAUUGAAGCAAGAGCGCAAGAAGGAAAAGAAAGCAAAGAAGGCUGAAAAGGUGGAUCAGAAGAAAGAGAAGGCCAAGGUCUCGGAAUCCAAAAUUGCUGCAGAACCUGUACUGAACCAGGCAAAUGCUGAGGAAGCUGGUGAUGUGGAUGUGGAGGAGGCAGUGGAUGGUGAGAUAGUGGGGUUUGAGGCCGAAGGGUUAGAAGACAAAGCGGAAACAGAAAACGCAUCUACGUCGUCAAGUCCUGGCUCGCAAUCGCCGAUCUUUGACAGCAAUUCCAAACCACCAAGUACCACAAAUACGUCCACAUCUUCGACAAUACCUCCUGCCACCGCACCUAAGCACAUCAAACUCCCAACGGAUCCAGAACUACUAAGAGCAAGAUUGGCUGCCCGAAUAGAAGCCCUUCGAGCCGCAAGAAAAGCAGAUGGCCCCGAUGGAACACCAGCACGAAAUCGACAAGAACUUAUGGAAUCACGAAGGAAGAAAGAGGAGCAGAGACGAGCGCACAAAAAGGAACUUCGAAUGAAGGCCAAGAUGGAGGAGGACGAGCAACGAGAAGCUGCACUCGCAUCAGCUCGAGAAUCACCAGCGUCGAGUAUGAUGAGCCCUUCAGUGUAUUCGCCACCACAAAAUUUCUCCUUUGGACGUGUAGCAUUUGCGGACGGACAGCAACUUGGAGAUGAUUUGACCACUACUCACGCCCCCAAAAAGAAGGGUCCACAAGAUCCAGCCACCGCUCUACAGGCAACGGAAAAUAAGCGACUACGAUUAGCAGGUCUCGAUGAGAAGAAGCGUGCCGACAUUGAAGAGAAAGAUCUCUGGCUCAAGGCCAAAAAGCGAGCACACGGCGAAAAAGUCCGAGACGACACCUCCCUACUAAAGAAAACCCUCAAGCGAAAAGAGAAGAUGAAGAAGAAGAGCGAAAAGGAGUGGAACGAGCGCAAGGAAGGUGUAGCCAAGAGCCAAGCAAUGAAGCAAAAGAAGCGGGAAGAAAAUCUCCAGAAGCGCAAAGAUGGCAAGGGCACGAAAGGAGGAAAAGUAAAAAGCAAGGGUGGGAAACCCAAGGUCAGAAGUAGGCCUGGGUUUGAGGGUGGCGGUUUUGGGGGAAGUAAGAAGAAGUAGUUGAGAGAGCAAGAAAACGGGCAUAUCUUAGGCGUGAGGAGGGGUCAGCGUUGCAUUUUCUGUUAAUAGUUCUCGAAUGUACAUGUGUGGUUUGCUUGCCACAAUGUUUACGAGAAAGUGUAUGAAAUUUAAUCCAAAAUACGAG
Molecule: messenger RNA, 1979 nt
Organism: Hymenoscyphus albidus
Lineage: Eukaryota; Fungi; Ascomycota; Leotiomycetes; Helotiales; Helotiaceae
Source: the annotation of a GenBank genome assembly